Eptesicus fuscus (big brown bat) is the source of this 2157-nucleotide messenger RNA. RefSeq names its product methyltransferase 2A, methylcytidine (gene METTL2A). The record is from RefSeq and is a predicted model, not a curated record. Gene Ontology annotation, molecular function: tRNA (cytidine-N3)-methyltransferase activity. The coding region runs from base 420 to 1376 and encodes 318 amino acids. Lineage: Eukaryota; Metazoa; Chordata; Mammalia; Chiroptera; Vespertilionidae. The transcript is spliced from 8 exons.
GAAACUAAAAUCCAAUUUCUUAGAUUUUUAUUCUACUACACUAGUCGAGGUCCUGUAUUGGCAAUGAGCAGAAAACUGAAAUCUAGAGCAACCUUGAAUCACCUUCAACAACAGCUUUCUUUUAAACAGUCCACACUUAUUUAGUAUAUAUAUCCUGUCCUCUAUCAUCAAAACUCUUACUCAGCUGAAGACAUUUUUUUCCUUGUCAACAUUCUCUACUUUCCUCUUACCUUCUUUCCAUUUUUAGUAUCCACCCUCUAAAGAACCACAGACAAAGGAACACAUUUAAAGAAGAGCUGCCUGUAUCAAAACCAUUGCGUUCACAUGGGGAACAAACUUAAGAACCUGGGAUAUUAAGCUUGUAAAAGAAGAUCUAGAGGGGGAAAUGACUGCCCUCAAACACAGAAGAGUUGUUCUGUAUGGUCCUGAGAAAUGUUGAUUAUGAGACCAAUGCCCACAAAUAUUGGAAUGACUUCUACAAAAUCCAUGAAAAUGGAUUUUUCAAGGACAGGCAUUGGCUUUUCACUGAAUUCCCAGAACUGGCACCUAGUCAAAACCAAAAUCACUUGAUGGAUUGGCUCUCAGAGAAUAAGAGGAGCGAAGUGCCUGAAUGUAGGAGCAAUGCGGAUGGACCUGGUUUAAUAACAGAAGAACAGCACAAGUGCUCUUCAAACAGCCUUGGGCAUAAAGCACAGACUCUUCCUGUGGAAGAGAAGGUAACUCAGAAACUCAGUCACUUGGAAAUCUGUGCUGAUGAGUUUCCUGGAUCCUCAGCCACCUACCGAAUACUCGAGGUUGGUUGUGGUGUGGGAAACACAGUCUUUCCGAUUUUACAAACCAACAGUGACCCAAAACUCUUUGUUUAUUGUUGUGAUUUUUCUUCCACGGCUAUACAACUGGUCCAGACAAAUUCAGCAUAUGAUGCAGCAAGGUGUUUUGCCUUUGUUCAUGAUUUGUGUGAUGAAGAUAAGAGUUAUCCGAUUCCCGGAGACAGUCUUGAUAUUAUUAUCCUCAUAUUUGUUCUUUCAGCGAUUGUUCCAGAUAAGAUGCAGAAGGCUAUCACUAGGCUGAGCAGGCUUUUGAAGCCUGGAGGGAUGAUGCUUCUGCGAGAUUAUGGCCGCCAUGACAUGGCUCAGCUUCGGUUUAAAAAAGGUCAGUGUCUAUCUGAAAAUUUCUAUGUGAGAGGUGAUGGCACCAGAGUUUACUUCUUCACACAAGAUGAACUGGAUACACUUUUCACGACUGCUGGACUGGAAAAGGUUCAGAACCUGGUGGAUCGCCGAUUGCAAGUGAACCGAGGGAAACAGCUGACAAUGUACCGAGUUUGGAUUCAGUGCAAAUACCGCAAACCUCUUCUGGCCAACACUGGCUCCUGACAGGAUGGGGCUCCUUGGCUUUUUAAAAAAACAUUCACAACUGGUGUCUUGUUGAUGUUGGACAGUCCAAGGAAACUUGAGCCUUGAACCUAGGGAAAAUGACUUUUAUCAAGAUUCUAACCAUCAUGCUUUCUAUUUGUGAAGCCCUUUAAUGUAUACUUUCCUCCAGCUUUUUCUUACUUUGAGAUCUCAAAAAAUCUUUCUUGUCAUUUUAUAGUAUCUUAAUAACUGUAGUAUUCAUGGGAAUUGGGAAUUUUAAAGGCAUCAAGAAAUUUCCAUGUGAAAGUAUCAUGUAUGAUAAAGUGCCAUUUGACUGUAUGUUUCAUUAAGUUAUUUGAAAUGCAAAUACCCAGUUCCAAGGUGUUUUAAGCACUUUUCCCCUUCUCUAAGUAACCUGUGUCCAAAAAUUAAAAGGAUCUUCAUUUUUAGCAAAAUCGCCUUAUUUUUUGUGUCCUUAAAUGUUUGACACAAAAGGAAUUGAGAGAACUUUAUUUUAGCCACAUCACUUCACUUCUGAAUGUGAUUGUCAUCAGUGUUACCUUUUUUUAUGUUCUGCUUAUUUUCAGUUAUUAUUUUUACAUGUUUCUCUCUUGUGGUCCAUAAGUUAUAUGAUGUUUUCUUUUUCUUUUUUUAAAAUAUGUUUUUAUUGAUUUCAAAGAGAGGAAGGGCCGAAACCGGUUUGGCUCAGUGGAUAGAGCGUCAGCCUGUGGACUGAAAGGUCCCAGGUUCGAUUCCGGUCAAAGGCAUGUACCUUGGUUGUGGGCACAUCCCCAGUAGGGGG